UUCAAAGCAAAAAUGAAUUACCAACCAACUCCACCGUUUACGUCUGUUUAAACAAAACCUUAACUCUUCACUCUUGAGUCCUUUACAACCCUAUUCUCUAUCUCAGUGUUUAAGUGAAAACCCUUUACUUGAUUAAGAAAGAAGCGAUCUUUUUAUUUUUUUUUAUUUCUUUCUGGGUUCGGUGGCGGAAAUGGCGAAAGUGGUGGAUGCGACGGGGGAACCGAUCCCAACGUCGUCGGUGCUGAUGUCAUCAGCAAAGCACAUAGAGAUUAAAUGUAUGUCCGAAAACGUGGAGUUCCUCAAGUGUAAGAAGAAAGAUCCCAACCCUGAGAAAUGUCUCGAUAAGGGCCGCCAAGCUACUCGCUGUGCCCUUGGAGUGCUAAAAGAUCUGUAUCAGAGAUGCAAAGACCCCAUGGAAGCUUAUGUGGGAUGCAUGUAUUACUACACAAAUGAGUUCGAUUUAUGUCGCAAAGAGCAACAAGCCUUUGAGAAAGCUUGCCCUUUGGACUGACUUCGGCUUUCAGCAGCAGCCAGCAGCUGGCACUCAUCAAACACAUUCUCUUUUCAUGCUUGAAUUAUGAAUAAGUUAGGUCCAGUUUGCAUUGAACAAGAACUGUCCCAUUAUAUAUGCUUUCGGCAUUGUAUCCCCUCAUGUAUGGAUAAAAAGACUGUUCUUGCCAAAAUUCUCUUUUUUCUAUUUUCAUCCGAAAA
Messenger RNA from Gossypium arboreum, 711 nucleotides. RefSeq names its product NADH dehydrogenase [ubiquinone] 1 alpha subcomplex subunit 8-B. Gene Ontology annotation, biological process: mitochondrial electron transport, NADH to ubiquinone. The coding region runs from base 191 to 511 and encodes 106 amino acids. The transcript is spliced from 3 exons. Lineage: Eukaryota; Viridiplantae; Streptophyta; Magnoliopsida; Malvales; Malvaceae. The record is from RefSeq and is a predicted model, not a curated record.